Nematolebias whitei (Rio pearlfish) is the source of this 1257-nucleotide messenger RNA. RefSeq names its product trypsin-2. The transcript has 6 exons. Bases 11 to 973 code for a protein of 320 amino acids. Gene Ontology annotation, biological process: proteolysis. The record is from RefSeq and is a predicted model, not a curated record. Gene Ontology annotation, molecular function: serine-type endopeptidase activity. NCBI's taxonomy places the organism in Eukaryota, Metazoa, Chordata, Actinopteri, Cyprinodontiformes, Rivulidae.
CAGUCUCGCCAUGAAGAUCGAACUGUUCACCUGCGGAGUCCUGCUGCUGGCCUUGAAGGCUCCAGGAAGUGAUGCCCAGCUCAGCGUUUGUGGCACUGCUCCACUCAACACCAAGAAGGAAAACAGGAUUGUUGGAGGUCAACAGGCGGCUGCCGGGGCCUGGCCCUGGCAGGCCAGUCUGCAGAUCCGAGGAGCUCUCUGUGGGGGGUCUCUAAUCAACAACCAGUGGGUCCUCAGUGCUGCUCACUGCUUCUCCAGCACCAGCACUUCAAAUGUGCAGAUUUACCUCGGAAGGUUAAACCUGCAAUCCACAAACACCAAUCAGGUGGUCCUGUCAGCGUCCCAGAUCAUUGUGCAUCCGAGCUACAACAGCAACACAAACAACAACGACUUGGCCCUGGUGAAGCUGUCCUCCACUGUGACGUUCACGGACUACAUCAGGCCCGUUUGUCUGGCGGCAGACGGCAGCGUCUUCCCAGGAGGCCUGGACAGCUGGGUCACCGGCUUUGGAACCACUAGCAGUGGCGGUACUGUUUCGAACACGCUGCAGGAGGUGGACGUUCCCAUCGUGACCAACAGCGACUGCAACAACUCGUACGGUUCGAUCACGAGCAACAUGCUGUGCGCCGGCCUGACUCAGGGAGGGAAAGACUCCUGUCAGGGGGACUCCGGCGGCCCGUUGGUCUGCAUAAACGGAACCACGUGGGUCCAGGCCGGAGUGGUGAGUUUUGGAAACGGCUGCGCUCAGGCCAAAUACCCGGGAGUCUACGCCCGAGUCUCGCAGUACCAGGCCUGGAUCAGCAGCCAGGUCACCGGAGACCAGCCGGGCUUUGUCAACUUCCAGAACAGUUCCAAUACGACGGUAACGACGGGAACAACGGGAACAAACGGAGCGGCUCAUGUCAUCUCCCUGUCCGUCCCCCUGCUGCUGUCCAUCCCGCCUGUCGUCUUCACUAUGUUCGUCCUCUCAUGAGACAUUUAAUGAAGCCUGGACUCACCUGGCCAGGUCCAACCAUCAGCUUAGAGUCAGAAUCUGUAAAAAAAAAUACCUCAUUCAUCCUGAAACGUUCUGAGGUUCUGCACAGAAACAAAUAAUUCCACUUCCUGUCCAGUGCUUUUAUUUUACAAAACAACAAGCAUCUAUAAUUUCAAUCUGUCCAACGCAAAUAACUACAUUUAUCUCGUUUUUUUUUAAAGCAAUUUAAUUUAGACAUCAAUAAAACUUGUUUUUUUUUAAAAUAUGCAAUAAUAAUCAAU